Molecule: messenger RNA, 1299 nt
Organism: Pygoscelis adeliae (Adelie penguin)
Lineage: Eukaryota; Metazoa; Chordata; Aves; Sphenisciformes; Spheniscidae
Gene: AMER2
Product: APC membrane recruitment protein 2
Exons: 2
Coding region: 1-1299 (432 amino acids)
Biological process (GO): regulation of canonical Wnt signaling pathway
Cellular component (GO): plasma membrane
Molecular function (GO): beta-catenin binding; phosphatidylinositol-4,5-bisphosphate binding
Source: RefSeq, a predicted model, not a curated record
AUGUACCUCCUGGGUUCGGUCUGGGGAGCCCUGGGCCGGGACCCGCCGCGGGAGAAGCGCGGCGGCGAGGCGCACGCCGCGGCCGAGGAGCCCGAAGUGGGCGGUGGGGAGUCGCGGGACGGCAGCCCCCUGCCCGGGGAGGACCCCGCCGCCGCUGGAAGGCGACCCGAGGAGCUCUGCCGAGAGCGACAGGACCCGGGCGCCGGAGAGGUUGGGACUGCGAAGGAUGCGGCCAUAACAGGUGACAUUCCAAUAACGACUAUCCCCCCUGUUGAACCUCACUGUGAUAGCGGUCAAGAGACGGCAGCCGCCCCUGACCCUUCCUCUGUUGAUCCACCCUCAGAGCAAUCGAUUGAUCGUAUUUGUUUGAUGUUUGCUGACGUGACUUCACUGAAAAGCUUUGACUCUCUUACAGGCUGCGGAGAUAUUAUUGCGGACCAUGAGGAGGAUGUGGGCGGCGGGAGUGGCGGCUGCGAGAAGAGCGCCCCUGGGGCCGGCAAGCUGGGUGCCUCCAAGAAGCACCCCACCAUGCUGGCCUACCAGGGAGGAGGGGAGGAGAUGGCCAGCCCGGACCAGGUGGACGACACCUACCUGCAGGAGUUCUGGGAUAUGCUGUCGCAGACAGAGGAGACCCAGACAGAAGGAGGAGGAGGAGGUGGAGGAGGGACAAAGAAGCCCGAGGGGUUGAAGGAGAACCGAGGUACCGAGGGGGCCCAGAACAGGGUGGCGGUAAAACGUGGUGGCCUCCACCAGAUCCCCAUUCACCUCAGCCACAAAGAGGAGCAGAAGGGCAGGGAGAAGGAGCAGCACGAAGGAGUCCCAAACAGCGACGAGGGCUACUGGGAUUCCACCACCCCUGGUCCCGAGGAAGAUGGUUCCACAAGCAUCCAGAAGGAGACCAUUCCCAGGGACAGCUACAGCGGGGAUGCUCUCUACGACCUCUACACCGAACCGGAUGAGAACCCACCAGCGGGGCCUACGGAUGAAGAGGUCACCUGUGUGCCACGCUCCAAGCCCGUGUCUCCAAUAACAACCACGUGCUCACUGAAAACACCCUCAAGCACAAUGAAGGACUCCAAGAUACCCAUCAGCAUUAAACACCUUUCGUCGCAUCCUGCCAGCCUGCAUGGAGCAGACGCCAGUAACAGCCAUCAUGUCGCACACCAUCACCUGGCCAAAAGCGAGAUGCACAGAACAAAAAUCCCCGUCUCUAAAGUACUGGUACGCCGGAUCAGUAACAGGGGCUUAGCAGGGACAGCAGUGAAAACUGCCAUGUACCAGGACAGUGCCAAAAAGUAG